AUGAACAAGAUCCGAAAGUUUUUCCGAGGAAGUGGGCGAGUCUUGGCAUUUAUAUUUGUAGCUUCUGUCAUCUGGCUACUCUUUGACAUGGCAGCUCUCCGCCUCUCAUUCAGUGAGAUCAGCACUGGAAUACUUAGAGAAGACAUCAGGAGGAGAGAGCAGACAGGGAUCAGAGGCCAGCCAGAUCAAACGAAGAUCCUUUACAACAACAUUCCAGAAAUGAGGCUGCCCCGGAAUGGAGUUUGGGGAAAGGAGAACUUUAGAAAGGCAGAGGACCACGCACUACUCGAGGUUGACGAGCAUAUGGACCAGGUCCAGAGGAGAGGGAAAAUGCAGAUCCCCUUGGGAAGGGAAAAAGCUGUACAUUUGUGGCACGCUGCACAUCUGCGAACCCUCCCUGAGCCUCUUACCAUGCAGAAGACAGAUGGGAGAGACAGUAAACCUAAAGCCUCCUCCCAGCACAUGACUCCCAAGCAAACAACAGUUUCAUCACAGAGGACCCCAUCCGUGGCAUCAAGAGGAACGCCACUGACCAAUAUAUCAGUACACACAGAAGCCUUCACUACAAAACAAGAGGCCCCAGAGAAUCACACUCUCAGCAGGCAUGCAUCAAAGCAAACAUCUGAAAGGACCCUGAAUGUGACCAUCAGGGUCAGGACUGACAGCUCAAAGCAGCAGUCACAGACAGUAACAAAAUCGAAGACACACUUGGCCAACUCACCAAUGCUGAAAUCUGGGGAAGCCAUAGCCAUAAAGCAAACUGAAGCUAAGGGCAAAGAACUAAAACACAAAGUCCAUAAAGUGUUACCUCUUUUUAAGUUUAUUGCUAAUACAGGUCGUUUAAAGAAGCAAUCUAUGAAUGAGACACAGUUGGGAGGCUUGCCAGAAGAUGUUGGUGCCAAAGUGGCACCAGGGAAGAAACUUAAUAUCUCAGAAAGCCAGGUCGUGGUUAUAACCAAAGAGGAGGACCCAAGGACAGAUACCAAAGAGGUGCCCGAUUCGAAAACCCAAACUAUCGUCCCUAAAUUACUGGGUGGAAGCCAAGAGAAACACAUCCCCAGGAAUCAAAGCGAGACAUCUUCCUCUCUGCUAGCUCCACAGAGAGCAGUGUCUCAAGCCAAGCUGUCCUUAGCAGGGGGACUCCAUCCAGGAAGAAGAAACUGGACUGCCAAAGCCCAGACUGGGCUGUACCAGCAAAGCCACACAAAUACCCCUGAAAACCCUGGAAGGCACCGUGUGCUGAGAAUAGACGUGACCCUUUCUCCAAGGGACCCCAAUGCUCCAGGUCAGUUUGGGCGCCCUGUGGUUGUUCCACCUGGAAAGAAGAAAGAGGCAGAACGAAGAUGGGAAGAAGGAAACUUCAAUGUCUACCUUAGUGACCUGAUUCCAGUGGACAGAGCCAUUGAAGACACAAGGCCUGCAGGGUGUGCAGAGCAGCUGGUUCACAACGACCUCCCCACCACCAGCAUCAUCAUGUGCUUUGUAGAUGAGGUGUGGUCCGCUCUCCUGAGGUCCGUGCACAGUGUCCUCAAUCGCUCUCCUCCACACCUCAUCAAGGAGAUUCUGCUGGUGGAUGACUUCAGCACCAAAGACUACCUAAAAGCUGAUUUGGAUAAAUACAUGUCUCAGUUUCCAAAAGUGCGGAUUCUUCGCCUCAAAGAGAGACAUGGCUUGAUCAGAGCAAGGCUGGCAGGGGCACAGAAUGCAACAGGGGAUGUGCUGACAUUCCUAGACUCUCAUGUGGAAUGCAAUGUGGGCUGGCUGGAACCGCUUCUGGAAAGAGUUUAUUUAAAUAGGAAGAAGGUGGCCUGCCCAGUAAUUGAAGUCAUCAAUGACAAGGACAUGAGUUACAUGACAGUGGACAACUUCCAAAGAGGUGUCUUCACGUGGCCCAUGAACUUUGGCUGGAGAACAAUUCCUCCAGAUGUUGUUGCAAAAAGUGGGAUUAAAGAAACUGACGUGAUAAGGUGCCCAGUCAUGGCAGGCGGAUUAUUUUCCAUCGAUAAAAGUUACUUUUAUGAACUUGGAACUUAUGACCCUGGUCUUGACGUUUGGGGAGGAGAAAAUAUGGAGCUGUCCUUUAAGGUCUGGAUGUGUGGUGGAGAAAUCGAGAUUGUUCCCUGUUCCAGAGUGGGCCACAUCUUCCGAAAUGACAACCCUUACUCUUUCCCCAAAGACCGCAUGAAGACAGUGGAGCGGAACCUGGUGCGGGUGGCUGAGGUCUGGCUCGAUGAGUACAAGGACCUCUUCUAUGGCCACGGGGAUCACCUCAUAGACCAAGGGUUGGAUGUGGGCAACCUGACCCAGCAAAGGGAGUUGCGGAAGAAGCUGAGGUGCAAAAGUUUCAAGUGGUACUUGGACAACGUCUUCCCUGACCUGAAGGCUCCCGUUGUGAGAGCUAGUGGCGUGCUUGUGAACGUGGCCUUGGGCAAGUGCAUUUCCAUUGAAAACACCACAGCCACGCUGGAAGACUGUGAUGGGAGCAGCCAGCUUCAACAAUUCAAUUACACCUGGGUGAGACUUAUUAAGCACGGACAGUGGUGCAUGGCGCCUCGCACUGAUAAGGGACCCCUGAGACUCCAGCCAUGUGAUAACAGAAACACCAGCCUCAAGUGGCUGCACAAAUCAGCAUCGGGCUUUCAUCCAGAACUGGUGGAUCACAUUGUCUUUGAAAACUAUAAGCAAUUGCUAUGCAUGGAAGGAAAUGCUUCCCAAAAGACCCUGAAAGUGGCCACUUGUAACCCAAUGGAACCAUAUCAAAAGUGGAAAUUUGAACGAUACUAUGAAGGCUAA
This is a messenger RNA of Arvicola amphibius (Eurasian water vole), 2793 nucleotides long. It is a transcript of the gene Galnt5, whose product is annotated as polypeptide N-acetylgalactosaminyltransferase 5. The transcript is spliced from 10 exons. Bases 1 to 2793 code for a protein of 930 amino acids. NCBI's taxonomy places the organism in Eukaryota, Metazoa, Chordata, Mammalia, Rodentia, Cricetidae. The record is from RefSeq and is a predicted model, not a curated record. Gene Ontology annotation, cellular component: Golgi apparatus.